This is a messenger RNA of Polyodon spathula (Mississippi paddlefish), 335 nucleotides long. Its product is annotated as F-actin-capping protein subunit beta isoforms 1 and 2-like. Gene Ontology annotation, molecular function: actin filament binding. The record is from RefSeq and is a predicted model, not a curated record. The transcript has 4 exons. Gene Ontology annotation, cellular component: F-actin capping protein complex. Gene Ontology annotation, biological process: barbed-end actin filament capping; cell morphogenesis; negative regulation of filopodium assembly. NCBI's taxonomy places the organism in Eukaryota, Metazoa, Chordata, Actinopteri, Acipenseriformes, Polyodontidae. The annotation marks the transcript as partial.
AUGAUUGUCAUCAAGAAGGCGGGAGACGGGUCCAAGAAAAUCAAGGGCUGCUGGGACUCCAUUCACGUGGUGGAGUCGCAGGAGAAGUCAAACAGCCGCACUGCCCACUACAAGCUGACCUCGACAGUCAUGCUGUCGCUACAGACCACCAAGACCGACUCAGGCACCAUGGGGAGCAGCCUGACCGGACAAAUGGAGAAGGAUGAGACUAUCAGCAAGUCGUCUCCUCACACUGCUAACAUCGGCCACCUGAUGGAGGACAUGGAGAUUAAGAUCUGCAGCACUCUGAAUGAGAUCUACUUUGAGAAGACCAAGGACAUUGUCAAUGGGCUGAA